Rhinocladiella mackenziei CBS 650.93 is the source of this 915-nucleotide messenger RNA. RefSeq lists its product as uncharacterized. The record is from RefSeq and is a predicted model, not a curated record. NCBI's taxonomy places the organism in Eukaryota, Fungi, Ascomycota, Eurotiomycetes, Chaetothyriales, Herpotrichiellaceae. The coding region runs from base 1 to 915 and encodes 304 amino acids. The transcript has a single exon.
AUGGCUUCAGAAGACAACAACGAGUUGGGUGCCAGUGCUCUGGCCGCAUCAAGCAUCCAGGACAAUUGGCGAUACUGCAUGAAAUGUUCUUGCCUCCACUAUUGCGGACAAGCAAAAUGUCCUGCCGGAGGCGUCCAUAAUCAUUCCAGCAGUGGAGAUUACAGCUUGGUCUCUAGCGGUAACCAUGGUCAGGACGACUGGAGGUGGUGCAAGAAAUGUCAAGUCCUCUCGUACACUGGUGGAGGAUCAAAUGGGCCCUGUUCCGGAGGCGGGCAUCAUGACACUUCCGGAAGCAGCAACUACCGCCUCACGCACAAUGAUAGCUCUGCUCCCGGUCAAAUCAAUUGGCGUUGGUGCCACAAAUGUCAAGGACUCGCCUAUGCGGGCGGAAAUCCAGGGCGCUGCCAGGCUGGUGGCCAGCACGACCACAAUGGCAGUGGCCACUAUACUCUGUCCCUUGAUGGAAAUCCUCACGGCGGCCAAGAUCAAUGGCGCUGGUGUUCCAAAUGCCAGAUGCUGGCUUAUGAUGGCUACAACUCAUGUGCCGGUGGCGGAGCCCAUAUCAGCAACCCCAGUGGCUCAUACAGCUUGGCCAUGAAUGAUUCGAGUGCCAGUGGUCAACGCGACUGGAGGUUCUGCAACAAAUGCCGUAUCCUCUGCUAUGGGGGAAGUCCAAGCCAUGGACCGUGUGCUAAAGGAGGAAUGCAUGAUCAUUCCAGCAGCGGGAAUUACACGCUUCUGCACAAUGCCGGGAAUCCAGGGCCUGACUAUCAAUAUCCAUGGCGUUGGUGUCAUAAAUGUCAAGCUCUUUGGUGGGGUGGUGAUGCAGGCAAACAUCCUAGAUGCCCUCAAGCUCCGGGUGGUGAGCAUUCAGAUCAAUCAUCUGGAGUGUAUGCCAUACGCCAUCAUCCAUAA